Molecule: messenger RNA, 390 nt
Organism: Entrophospora sp. SA101
Lineage: Eukaryota; Fungi; Glomeromycota; Glomeromycetes; Entrophosporales; Entrophosporaceae
Source: the annotation of a GenBank genome assembly
AUGGAUGGACGUAGGUUAUACGAUUAUGCACGUAAAGGUCAAUCACUUCCACGAGAAAUAGAACCUCGGCCAAUAACAAUUCAUUCCAUAUCCCUAUUAGAGUUUACCACAGAUCAAAUCCCAACUCCAACUGCCUCUCUACUACAAUUAAAGUCAUCACCAUUACCAUCACCGUCAUCAAAACAUCCAAUCUUUAAGAUUCACAUAAGUUGCAGUGGUGGGACCUACAUUAGAUCGUUGGUUCAUGAUAUUGGAGAAGCACUUGGUAGCUGUGCGCAUGUAAUAGAAUUGAAAAGAAUUCAACAGGGUGAAUUUCUACUUGGUAGAGAUACCAUUGAAUGGGAUGAGUGUUCUGACAUUAAUAAUAUUAUUAAAAUAUUGAGAAAUUGA